AUGAACUCCCUGAAUUUCUGCGGACCGUCCCGUGGAGGUGUGUAUCCUCUGCACGGUGUGAACUCCUUGCUGUUGGACCUCCACCAGCAGAUGGCGGAGCAGUACCACGUUUACUCUGCAGCCAGCCCCGCAGUGCACACUCUGUCUGUGGCCGAGAGGCUGGCAGAGCUGAUUCUGGAGGCUCGAUACGGCAACCAGCAGAAGCAGCGCCGCAGUCGCACAGCAUUCACAGUGUCACAGCUGCAGUCUCUGGAGAAAGCCUUCCAGCAGACACAGUAUCCAGACGUCAGCAUGAGAGAGAGGCUGGCUGUGAACAUCAACCUGCCUGAGGCUCGCAUACAGGUGUGGUUCAAGAACAGGCGCGCAAAGUUUCGUAAAGGUCAGAGGUGUUCCCCGCUCUCCAGAGAUCACGGUCUGGAGGAGGCGUCACAUCAACAAAAGGUGGGACAAGAGGAGAGGACAGAGGAAAAAGAUGACAUCAGCAAAUCACCUGCUGACAUCCCUCCUCCCUGCUCUCCUACUCCUCCUCCUCCUCCUCCCCAUGUGAAUACAACCGGGACAUUUGCCCUCCUCUGACUCCUUCAGACUCUGAUGUUUCACGUUUCUCCCUCUGCCUCCACUCCCCUCCGCUUUUCCCCUUCAUGGCAGGAGAGCGAUACAGCCACCCGCCUCACCAGCCUGUCGUAGGCGUUCUGUCCACCGAGCUCCCCCUCCCCCCGGUGUUCUGGCCGGUCAUACAGCAGCACGGCUCCGGCCAGGGGGUUAGUAAAAACUGCAGCUUCUCCCUUUAGACUGCUCGUUCAGGUAAAGCCAUGCCUCACCCUCACCUGGGGCUGUAACUGGAGACCUCAACAGUUCAGGAUCUCUGCUCCCUAUGGACUCAGGUAGACCUGAAACAACCCUGCAGUGUCGGGCCAGGCAAAGGGAUAAGGUGGAGAAGCACUUAUUGCCUUGUUUCUUAAACCUGACAUAAACAGUGAACACAGUUUGUUUUCUAGUGAGCUUCAUGAAUGUGUGUCGGUUUAAAAGGAUCAGAAGCUGUAAAGUUUUUUUAAGUACUUUUUUAAAACACAAAGUGUAAUUGGGUCUGCUUAAAUCACUUUAAGGGGUUGGUUUUAGUUGACAAGAUUAACGAGCUGUUGACUUCAUAACAUUUUGAGUCCAAACAGAACAACAACA
Labrus bergylta (ballan wrasse) is the source of this 1179-nucleotide messenger RNA. RefSeq names its product diencephalon/mesencephalon homeobox 2 (gene dmbx2). Gene Ontology annotation, molecular function: DNA-binding transcription factor activity, RNA polymerase II-specific; RNA polymerase II transcription regulatory region sequence-specific DNA binding. Lineage: Eukaryota; Metazoa; Chordata; Actinopteri; Labriformes; Labridae. The record is from RefSeq and is a predicted model, not a curated record. Gene Ontology annotation, biological process: regulation of transcription by RNA polymerase II.